Molecule: messenger RNA, 2482 nt
Organism: Cynara cardunculus var. scolymus (artichoke)
Lineage: Eukaryota; Viridiplantae; Streptophyta; Magnoliopsida; Asterales; Asteraceae
Product: cyclic nucleotide-gated ion channel 1-like
Exons: 9
Coding region: 418-2421 (667 amino acids)
Biological process (GO): transmembrane transport; potassium ion transport
Cellular component (GO): membrane
Molecular function (GO): protein binding; voltage-gated potassium channel activity
Source: RefSeq, a predicted model, not a curated record
AUCUCUCUACCUCUCUCUCAGCUUGAAUUUUCAUCUGGUUUUCUCUUUGAUUUGGUGUUCAUUUCUCUUACGCUUUCGCUUUUUGAGAAUAUCUGAGGAAGAUUUGGUGUUUUUCGAGAGAUUUUGGAAGAAUGUUACUCGCGCAAGAGACGUAAUAGAUUUUGUAGUUCUGGAUUUUCGUAUCAGGUGCAUGGGUCAUCACCUGCUGAUGACUCUGAUCAAGAGAGGAUUUGGCAUGUACUCUUGAGUUUCAACUUUCACAGAUGGUGACAACUUCGAUGAUGAUGGGUUUCUUUUAAGCAAAUAAACCAUAUCUCUUUACUUGUCACCAAAAUCCUAAAAGAAGACAUGAGAAGGGUUUACAGGCUCAACUGCAAGUGAUAUAGAGAGGAGAAAAGUGGAAUUGAGAGCUCAUUGAUGGAGUUCUUUGAUCCAGAGGGGAGGUUUAUUCUGCAGUGGAACAAAACUUUUUUGUUAUUUUCUGUGGUAGCACUGUCCUUGGAUCCUUUGUUUUUCUAUAUUCCUGUAGUUGAUGGCACCCAAAAGUGCCUUGAUGUGGACCGCAAGUUGGAGGUUGUUUUGUGUGUUCUUCGUUCUUUUGCCGACAUGUUAUAUGUAUUUCACAUCAUUAUCCAGUUUCGAACUGCGUAUGUUCCUCGUUAUAAUCAUAUCCUUGGAAAGAGAUUGUUCAUAGAUGAACCUCAUUAUGUGGCAAGACGUUACCUAAAAUCGUACUUCGUCAUUGAUGUGUUAGCAUCCUUUCCCCUUCCACAGUUGGCAGUUUUGGUAAUCAUCCCCAACUUAGAUGGUCCAUCUUCAUUACUGACGAAAAACCUUUUGAAGUUCAUUAUCUUUUGUCAAUUUGUCCCUCGAGUUAUUCGGCUUUCUUUGUUCUAUCGGAAGGUGACAAAAAUUUCUGGCUUCCUCACUGAAAAAGCAUGGGCCGGAGCUGCUUUUAACUUUUUUCUCUAUGUGCUAGCUAGCCAUGUAGUUGGAGCCCUUUGGUACUUGUUUGCAAUAGAAAGCGAGCUCAGAUGCUGGAAUAUUGCAUGUCAAAGGCAUAACUAUGACUCCAAGUAUUUAUAUUGUGGAGAAGGCCGUGUGGGAGAUUUUGGGUUCCUGAAAAGUUCAUGCCCUCUUCUUGAACGGAAUGAAAUUAAGGAUUCAGCAAACUUUGAUUUUGGCUUAUUCCUUGACGCUCUUCAAACUCGUGUGUUAGAAACAAGCGACUUCCGCCAGAAAUUUUUGUAUUGUUCAUGGUGGGGUUUGCAGAGUCUAAGUUCUCUUGGUCAAGGCCUUAAGGCAAGCACUUACUAUGGGGAGAUUCUAUUUGCUGACUUUAUUGCUGUCAUUGGGUUGGUUCUAUUUGCUUUGCUUAUUGGCAACAUACAGAAAUACUUGCAGUCGUUUUCAAACCUUACUCUCAGAGUGGAGGAGAUGAAAGAAAAAAGGCGAGAAGCAGAGGAGCUCAUGUCACAUGUUUCCCUCCCUGAGCAGUUGAGGGAGCGAGUUAGAAGACACAAACAGUAUAAAUGGAAGAUAACUAGGGGUGUUGAGUUGAAUUCCUUCGUCAGAGACCUUCCUCGAGAUCUGAGGAGGGACAUAAAACGUCAUCUUUGCUUGUUUUCACUAAGGAGAGUACCUCUUUUUGAGCAAAUGGACGAACAUUUGUUGGAUGCUAUGUGUGAUGGUCUGAAGCCAGUUCUUUACACAGAGACUAGCCGCAUAAUCGUAGAGGGAGAUCCGGUACCUGAAAUGCUCUUCAUUACACGUGGUGAGGUACUAAGUGUAACAACUGAUGGUGGAAGGACUGGCUUCUUCAACUCUAUUACACUCCGGGCUGGUGACUUCUGUGGAGAAGAGCUUCUCACGUGGGCUUUGGAUCCUACAACUCCAAUACUUCCCUUCUCAACUAGAACGGUGCAAGCAGUUACAGAUGUUCAAGCUUUUGCUCUAGAGGCUGAUAAACUGAUGUCCGUGGCAUCCCAGUUUAGGCGUCUCCACAGCAGGAGUCUCCAACAUACUUUUAGAUUCUACUCACAGCAGUGGAGGACAUGGGCAGCCUGCUACAUACAGUCUGUGUGGCGUAGACAUCGUAGAAGGAAGCAGCUAAAAACCUUGAAGGAGCAAGAUAGGAGACUGCAGGAUGCCUUGGCCACCAGCAGGGAAACCUCCACCCUCAGCAUUGGUGCCUCCAUCAAUGUGCUCAGAUUUUCCUCCAAUGCAUUACGUUUCUUGAGGCGGAAACAUAUAUAUAAUGGAGAAAUAUCAACAACUAAGUUUCAGCUCCUGCUCCCGCUGAAGCCAGUCCAGCCUGAUUUUGAUAAUGACACCACAACCUUUACCUCUAGGUCAGACACAGGACCAGAUGGAACCGGUCCAGAGCAGAACCGACCCGUUAACUCAUUUGGACAUCUUUAGCGUGUGUAUGUGUACAUGCAUUGAAAGAAAUAUGUAAUGCACAUUUCGUCAAUGGGAGAAA